Molecule: messenger RNA, 1479 nt
Organism: Penicillium macrosclerotiorum
Lineage: Eukaryota; Fungi; Ascomycota; Eurotiomycetes; Eurotiales; Aspergillaceae
Product: putative MFS transporter Seo1
Exons: 5
Biological process (GO): transmembrane transport
Cellular component (GO): membrane
Molecular function (GO): transmembrane transporter activity
Source: RefSeq, a predicted model, not a curated record
AAGAGCUGGAAUCUGACAAUGACAGUACCCCAGAAACGUCGAAAAUGGUACCAUCUGCAAUGGUUUGCAGAUCAAGAUACGAAGGAGGAGAGAAGGCUCAUUCUCAAGCUGGACUUGCUGAUUGUCCCGUACGCAUUUUUAGCGUACUGGACCAAGUACAUUGAUCAGGCGAAUCUAAAUAAUGCCUAUGUGUCCGGACUCAAAGAAGACUUGGGUCUUCAUGGCAAUGAGCUGGUUCAGCUACAGACAAUGUAUACCAUUGGUGCCGUUAUAGGCCAGCUCCCCUUUGCGUACCUGUUCACGAAGCUUCCUAUGUCCUGGAUCAUUCCGUUCAUGGAUGUCGCGUGGGGCAUCUUCACAUUGGUGCAGUACCGAGCUACAUCUUAUGCUGAAUUGGCUGCCUAUAGGUUCUUAGUCGGUUGGUUUGAGGCCGCCUACUAUCCUGGAAUGCACUAUAUCUUCGGCUCUUGGUAUCGCAGCGAUGAAAUCGCUCGUCGUGGGGGAUGCUUCUAUGUCGGUCUCACCCUAGGCACAUUAACAGCAAGCCUCAUCCAAGCUGGAGCAUCUAGCCGGUUAGAUGGAGUCAAUGGUCUAGCUGGCUGGAGAUGGAUGUAUAUUAUCUGCGCCAUCAUCACUAUACCAAUUGCCAUCCUUGGCUACUUCAUUCUGCCAGGAACGCCAGAUAAGCCGAACAGAUUCAUUCUCAAGGACAAAGAUGUUCAGCUCGCAAAGACGCGUCUCGAGCGGGCCGAACAUAGUGUCAAAGAGGAUCCAGUUACAUGGCGCACCAUGCUCAAGGUUGGUCGCAACUGGAGGUUCUGGGCCUUGCUCUGGCUCAAUAUCUUCUUCUGGAACGGAAGUACUAACACGAGUGCUGGUGGAUACCUGCUCUGGCUGAAGAGCCUGGAACGGUACUCGACCAGCCGCCUGAACGAGCUUGCAUCCAUCUCACCCGGCCUCGGAAUCUUCUACACACUUUUCGUGUGCUUCGCCUCCGACUUGCUCCUCGGCCCGGCAUGGGCUAUCACGGCCGCACAUGUAUGGAACAUCAUUGGCGUCACGAUCCUUGUCAUCUGGGAUGUUCCCGAGUCUGCACUGUGGUUUGCCUUCUUCACCACAUAUUCCGCGGUCGCUAUGUCAAGCGUUCUCUAUGGCUGGAUUAAUAGCCAGUUACGGGCCUCACCGGUUGAGAGGGCCUUGACACUAGUCACGGUUAAUAUGAUUGCACAGUCCACGACGGCGUGGACGCCGUUGCUGGUAUUUAAGACGGUUGAAGGGCCACGCUUCACGAAAGGCUACUCUUUCGUUCUUGGUAAUGCGAUAUGCUUGAUUGCGCUUGCGCAUGUGGUUCAAUUCUUCAUUUCUCGGAAAGAAAGAGAGAGGGCCAGGAAUAGUAGUCUCUCUAGCACGGAGAGUGUGUAUGAUUCGAGCAACCUCGAGUCUGGGGUUCAUGAGAGUAGGGUUACUAGAAAGGAAUAG